AUGGAAGAAAAUGAGUCCCCAUUGGGGCAAGACCAUGAUUUUGAAGUAGGUGCUGAUACUAGUUCCUUACAAGCAGUUGUUUCCAAUGAAGCUACAAGUAAUGUGAGUAAUACUGAAGGACAAGACAGUCAGCAGAAGUUAGACGAUACUAAAGUCACCAAUCCUAUACUUAAUGAAUACCAACAAGCAUGUCAAUCUGGAGAGAUUGUAACUGUCAAGAAGCUAGUCGAAUCUGGAGCGAUCGAUAUUCAUCAAGAUUUUGAUCCAGCAGAAAAAGUUUCAGGUCUGCAUUGGGCCGCUAUUAAUAACCGAUUAACAGUCGUUAAGUAUUUGGUAUCUCAAGGUGCAGAGGUCAAUUGCCAAGCUGAAAAACUACAUUCAACGCCUUUACAUUGGGCUGCUCGUUACGGGUAUGUCUAUAUUGUCGACUAUUUGAUUACAUUUGGCGCUGAUAUCAAUUUAACGGAUGAUCAAGGAUUCAAUUUAUUGCAUCUUGCGGUAAAUAGUUCAAAUAUCAUGCUUGUGGCAUAUGUUUUAUUUUUUGUUGUGAACAAAGGUCUAUUGGAUAUUAAUACGCAAGAUCCUAAUGGUAGAACAUCAUUAUUAUGGGCAAGUUAUCAAGGAGAUUCUUUAACUGUUGCAUUAUUACUGAAAUUUGGGGCCAAUAUUAAUUUACAAGAUUCUGGAGGUUUUACUGCUUUGCAUUGGGGUGUAGUUAAGGGCCAAUUACAUGUCAUUAAGUAUUUGAUCAGAGCAGGUGGUGAUUUUUUCCAAAAAACCAAUGAUGGUAAAGAUUGUUUUGUUAUUUCUAAUGAAUUACAUACUGCUCAUUCAUUGAAGAGAGCAUUAAACUCAUGUGGAUUUAAAGAUAACGGCUAUCCCACAUGGAGACUAUUUUCAGAACCCUUAUAUGCUAAAUUUACAAUUUUCAUAACACCUUUAUUAUUUAUUGGGGUUGUUGGCAAUUUAUUCUGUGUAUCAAACCCGAUCAUUUGGAUAUUAGUUUCAAUGAUACUUGGAUUCUCAUUGAGUCAAUUUUUCCAAAGACUGGUUCUUCCUUCAUUCAUUGGUUCAUCAGAUGCCUCAGAUCCAUUAAUUGAUUACAAUAUAGCCAGGUCACCAUUAAUGGCAGGAAUUUUCUUUGGUAGUUUAUUUUGGGUCACUGUUGUAUCCACACUAAUGAUCGUCCCAAAGAUGGUUAGUAUUGGUGCAUAUGCCAGUAGUACAUUUAUUUUGAUUUCGUUAAUAUUAUCGUACGUUACCUUUUUCAAACUAUUGAAUAGUGAUCCAGGAAUUAAACCACCCGUUAGGGACCAACCAGAGAUUGUUCGAAAUACCAUCAUUGAACUAAUGAAACUUGGUAAAUUAGAUACAGAGAAUUUCUGCAUAGAGACAUGGGUUCGUAAACCUUUAAGAAGUAAAUAUUCAAAAUUUUCUAAAGGGUUAGUUUCAAGAUUCGAUCAUUUCUGUCCUUGGGUUUAUAAUGACAUUGGGUUACGUAAUCAUAAAUUGUUUAUGUUUUUUGUGAUUGUUGUUGAAUGUGGUAUAAUGGCCUUCACAUAUUUAAUACUAGAAUCUUUCCAAUUGAUUAAAAAUAAUACUGUAAAAUCUGGUAUCACUGAGGAUAAAUGUUUCCUUGUAGGUGACAGUUCUCUCUGUUAUGGAUAUCACCAUGAUAAAUUUUCAUUCAUAAUAUUAAUGUGGUCAAUAUUACAAGGUUCAUGGAUUUUAUUCCUGUUAAUCAUGCAAAGUUUUCAAGUAGCCAAGGGUGUCACAAGUUAUGAGUUCACACAGUAUGCUAGGCUUGCCAAGCACACGAUGGGUUCACACUCCCAUCCGCAUUCGCAUAAUCAUGACUUGGAGACAGGACGUGGCCUGGAUGAAACAUUUAACACCACACCAGAAGACAUGAAAUCUCAAGAUGACGGUAACGAAGAAUACGAUGAAGAAAACUUUACGACUAUCAAUGGAGAAGAAACAAACAAUGGUUCCACUGAUUUACUUAUGAUGCAACCUCACGGUCGUAAAUCAAUAUUUGGAAUAUGUUACAGAUUGCUAGGUUUGACUCAAUUAUGUCAAGUCAUGAAAGAGACUCUCGGGUAUGAUCCAAAUGGUUCUAAUUGCAACCUGAGUCUCAAGAACACACGUCGUGUGCAAAUCCCUACUAAUUAUGGCAUGAGGACAAAUGUGAUAGAUUUCUUGUUGACUAGUGACAAAGGUGCUCCAAUAUGGGAACGAUUUAUGUAUCCACCUAUUAAUUCGCGUGCAUUAUUAAAUGGUAUUGAUGUAGACUAUUUUUCGUUAUAUGAACUACCUGUAAAGGGCCAGAGUUCUUCUAUGACCGUUUAA
This is a messenger RNA of Maudiozyma barnettii, 2349 nucleotides long. RefSeq names its product palmitoyltransferase AKR1. Bases 1 to 2349 code for a protein of 782 amino acids. The transcript has a single exon. The record is from RefSeq and is a predicted model, not a curated record. Gene Ontology annotation, biological process: protein palmitoylation. Gene Ontology annotation, cellular component: Golgi membrane. NCBI's taxonomy places the organism in Eukaryota, Fungi, Ascomycota, Saccharomycetes, Saccharomycetales, Saccharomycetaceae. Gene Ontology annotation, molecular function: palmitoyltransferase activity; protein binding.